Molecule: messenger RNA, 1109 nt
Organism: Leptopilina heterotoma
Lineage: Eukaryota; Metazoa; Arthropoda; Insecta; Hymenoptera; Figitidae
Gene: Ttc1
Product: tetratricopeptide repeat protein 1
Exons: 5
Coding region: 143-979 (278 amino acids)
Molecular function (GO): protein binding
Source: RefSeq, a predicted model, not a curated record
UGAAAGUCGACCUUAAAUUUAAAUUCCCUGCACUGCGAUCGAACAAGACCAAACAUCAAACGACGAGCAAGACGAGUGAGAUUUGGUUGGAUCUCGAACUCGAGUAGAUUUAAAUUUUGUCCCAGAGAGAAAUUAAGAGAAAAUGGCUGAAAAGAAAUUACAUACUUUGCAAACGAAUGAGGAGAUUAUCGAAGAAUUAACGAAAGAUUUUAAAAGUACCUGUAUGAAGGAUGAUAAGACGAAAUCUGAGAAAGGUGAAAAUUUCGAGUCAAACAGUAGUAAUAAGGAUGAUCCCUGGGAGAAUAUAGGAAAAGAUCCUGAUGAGGAUGAAAAGGAGGAAAAAUCUGAAACAACUGAAAAUGUAAUUGAUGAAGAUUUAUCCGACGAAGAGGAGUUAAAAGACAGGGAUUUAAAUUUAACCGAGGAAGACAAAAAGUUGUUGCAAAAAGAGUCUGAAAUCAUCAGAAGAGAUGCUAAUGAUCGAUUCAGAAUGGGUGAAUUUGAAACAGCCCUGUCUAUGUAUUCUCAAGCUUUGAAAAUUUGUCCUUUGUGUUGUACUCAAGAAAGGACUUUUCUCUUCGCUAACAGGGCUGCAGCUAAAUCCAAACUUCCGAAUGAGAAACAAUCUGCAAUUAGAGAUUGUACUAAAGCUAUUCAACUAGAUCCAAAUUAUGUAAAAGCUUAUUUAAGACGUGCUAAUUUAUACGAGGAAACAGAGAAAUUCGAUGAGGCUUUGGAAGACUUUAAAAAAGUUUUAACUUUCGAUCCAAGUCACACCGAGUCGAAUUGUGCAAUUAGGAGGCUACCAAGUUUAAUUGAACAGAGAAACGAGAAAUUAAAAACCGAAAUGCUGGGAAAAUUGAAAGAUCUUGGUAACUUAGUUUUAAAACCUUUUGGCCUCUCAACCGAUAAUUUCCAGUUACAACAAGAUCCAAACAGUGGUGGCUAUUCUGUAAAAUUUAAUCAGAAUUCAAGUUAAGAGGAUAUGGAAAAAUAUAAAACUGACGAAUGAAUGUGUUUACAAUAUGUAUAAAUUAUAAAAAAAAAAUUGUAGCAUAAGGAAAAACUAAGUUUUAAAUAAAUUUUGUUCCAAUUUUUUCUAUUAAAAA